Molecule: messenger RNA, 1680 nt
Organism: Encephalitozoon intestinalis ATCC 50506
Lineage: Eukaryota; Fungi; Microsporidia; Unikaryonidae
Product: pre-mRNA cleavage and polyadenylation specificity factor
Exons: 1
Coding region: 1-1680 (559 amino acids)
Cellular component (GO): nucleus
Molecular function (GO): protein binding
Source: RefSeq, a predicted model, not a curated record
AUGUUCAUCUUUUUCCAGUGCGAGAUUUGCUUGCAAUAUGGUCUUCGGUGGGAAAACCGGGUUUGGCACCGGGAAAUUGCAACCCCAAUGAACUACCUAUAUUCACAAGAGAGUCCAUGGAACAGCGUCGAGGGAUGUUCUGCAGGGUUCUUUAUACCCGGGACACAUUCGUUUCUAACAUAUAACGGGAACAUCGUAAGACUCUGGAAGUACGGCUCGGGGCUGGUUUUGGUGAAGCAGCAUAUUCUAUUUGAGAGAGUUUGCCAGGUGGAAAAGUAUAGGAUAUCUCCAGACCAAGACGGUCUAGUUUUUCUGUUUCAUAAGGCAAAGAUUUCUCUUGUGAGGUUUGAUCCUCAGGAAAACGAAUUCAAGACAACGUCUUUAAAGUUUUUCGAAAAGGAUGAGUUCGACAUCAAAGACGAAGAUAUAAGGAAUGUCCGAAUAGGCACUGAUCUAGGGAUGUUUCAGAUGAACAAGCGUUAUUUUAGUGUCUUUCCUUUGUUUCCUGGGAUGUUCAACGCAAAGGUCUUUAAGUUUAUAGAUAUCGAUGGAAAGAUCAAGAAUCCAAUCGACUUUACUUUUCUGGAAAACUAUUCCAUUCCCACUGUGUGUCUGGUGUACGAUUCGCUUCCUAAGAAGUACACAGUUGUAAGGAAUUACAAUGCCAUAGUGUUUUCGAUUGAUCUAAGUGCAGGAAAAUUCCAUACUAUCGACGAGUUUCUAGUUCCCCCAAAAACAUUUAAGGUGGUAUGUGCCGGUUCCAUCCUACUGUUUAUAUCACACAACUCUAUAUUAAUAAGAUCUACAAGCAGCUCGUACUCGGUUCCUUUGAAUAGGAUGUCCGAAGCAUGUGAAGCGGGCAAAGCACUUAACGACGUAGUUCUUUUUGAUGUAAAUUUCUUUUCGAGAGGAAACACCUGCCUGAUAUUCAAUGGAAAUGGAGAUCGAUAUAGACUCGAGAUAUCGAUGGACAUAAAAAGAAUCAUAGGGGCAUCUCUGGAGUUUGAGAGAAGAGGAUCUAUAGCCAGUUGCAUAGGAGAGGUGGAGAACCUCUUAUUUGUUGGAUCUAUAGGCGACAGCUCGGAGUUGUUUGAAAUAAAGAGCCUCCGGCGAAGGACAGAAGAAAAUGUCAUCCCGGCUGAAAGAAGUGUACUGGAAGAGUAUUCUAAACUGUUUGGAAACAAAGACCAAGAAACCCAGAAACAAGAUGAAGAGUAUGCCAAGCUUUUCAAUGAAGGUUCUGAGUCAAGAGCUGGAGAAACUUUUACUCUCCAUCAAGUUGACGAGAUUUCAAACAUCGGAUUUUUGAAUGAAGUGGCGAUGAAAAGAGAAAAUGAAGCAGUCUUUGUUGUUGAAGGACUAGAGCCCGGAGUACGCGUUGUAAGCAAUAUUAUGCCAUUGAAAAUCUUGAAGUCUCAGAAGACAAGAAGAUAUUUGUAUUGUUCAAGGGUCUUAGACUUCUACAUUCUGGGUAGAGCAGGGGAUACAAAGGUCUUUAAAUGGCCUGAAAAGAGUCUUUUGGAAGUGGAUGGAAAAUAUGCUAAAGAUAUGGACACGUUACUUUUUGCGGAGUUCGGCACUGGAAUAAUUCAGAUUACACCUACCUUCUGGUUGGGAAUGGAUCAUAACCUUAAGGUGGUAGAGGAGACUUUACUAGCAAAGCGGCAGAGGCAAAAAUAA